CAUAUCUUGACAUAUGACACUCAAUUAUAGCAAAAAUGAAUUUAAUUAAAACAAUAUAUUAAUACAAUAAAAAUUUUAAGUGAAACAACUACCGUUGAUAAAAAAAUCUCACUCGGUACAACAAAAAUGACGCAAGUAAACAGCGCCCAUUCCCGCAACCCUCCGGCGCAGUUGAUUGUCCCUUGUCCAGUAGGAUCAAACGUUUCUCAUACAGAAGACUUCAAUGUAUGUAGGCCUAGUUGCAGUGAAUCAUCUCAUGGAGUUUUAGCUGUUGUGGAAGGAGGGCGUAAUGUUUUGGCGAGAUACCAAGAAAGAAGAGGCCUUUCUAAAUAUGAGCCGUUGAAUUUCGUUUGUCUAAUGGGAAUUUUAGUACGACAAUCUUAUUAUGCCCUGGCUGCAAUUUUUAUGAUGAUUUUAAAUUUGUUGGCUCUUUUACAAGGGUUUUUAUACUUAACAAGAUUUAUAUUCGAUAAAACUAUCGAUAUCUCGAAUGCAGAUGGAACAGCAACAAAGGUUUACAAGUUAACGCGCUUUAUUGUUGAACUUUUGAUUGUCGUUGGUAUACAGGUGGUAGUGUGUAUUUUUAUGGUAUUUCCGGUGUGCCACUUAAUCGCAAAUAUGUAUACACGCGUUUUGGAUACUAUAUGAAGUGUGCUUAUUUAUGCAAUACAGAAGGUUAUAUAUA
Molecule: messenger RNA, 685 nt
Organism: Photinus pyralis (common eastern firefly)
Lineage: Eukaryota; Metazoa; Arthropoda; Insecta; Coleoptera; Lampyridae
Exons: 3
Coding region: 127-648 (173 amino acids)
Source: RefSeq, a predicted model, not a curated record